This is a messenger RNA of Physcomitrium patens, 1618 nucleotides long. RefSeq lists its product as uncharacterized. The record is from RefSeq and is a predicted model, not a curated record. Gene Ontology annotation, molecular function: methyltransferase activity. Lineage: Eukaryota; Viridiplantae; Streptophyta; Bryopsida; Funariales; Funariaceae.
CCACUAUCUUCUUCUUCGUUGGAGUGGACGGGAUUGCAGCUUCGACCGCGUCCUUCUCCUCGGCGACGCUUGUGUCGUGUGUCGUGGAUUGUUUGUUAUUGAUAUGCAUUGCUGUUCUUGAAUUUCCAUUAUGCGCAGUGGUGCUCUGUAUUUUAAUUACAUAAUUGCCCCAGCAUUCUAUUCCUUCCUCCACUCCAGCGCUCGCAUGCCUUAACAGAGCUGUCUACUGUUGCAGUUGUUCACUUGUGGCUAUGGAGGGGUUAGCGCGCCCUUUCUUCUCAUUUCUCUCCUCUACUACCGCCGUACAAUCUAUCCGCACCGCUUCUGUGCGAGUGCGUGCGCUCCCAUCUCCUCUUCCCCCUCCUCUGCAGUCUAAUGUUGAAGGAGACCUGGACCGUCCUCGAUAUACCGGCAAUGACCCUCUCUCACGCUUCGUCAGCUCGCUCAUAGCCAUUAAGCCCCUGUUUGAUGUCAUGAAGCUUGUUGCCCGCCAGGUCUUCAUCAGGACUGCCGAGAAAAAUGGCGUCGACUGGAGGGGGAUGGCGAACGAAAUUCUGGCGUCAGAUGUUUAUGUGGAGAAGGAGUUGCUUGAGAACAAGUCCCUGGUGUAUCCUGAUUAUUAUUUAAAGGAGUUUCAUGCUUAUGAGGAGGGCAAUCUAUCGUGGGAGGCUGCCAGCGAGGUUGCACCGGCAACACUGAGCAUGAUGCUCCGUACUACUCCUACUGCUAAAUCUGCGGCCGAGGCUACUCAAGUACUGCGCAGCGCCUGGUUGCAGGCAAUCAGCAGUCAUCAUCAGAUGUAUUCCGGUGGGCAAGGAGUCUCUUCAGUUCUUGAUAUCGGCUGCUCUAUUGGCGACAGUACACGGGAACUGGCUGACUGGUUUCCUGAUGCUCAUGUCACAGGUCUAGAUUUGUCGCCCUACUUUUUAGCUGUGGCUCAAUACAUGGAGAAACAGAGGAUCUCCAGCGGGCUUGGAAGACGCAGACCAAUAAGUUGGGUACAUGCAAAUGGAGAGUGCACGGGCUUGCCAAGUUCAUCUUUUGAUGUGGUUUCGCUUGCCUUCGUGAUUCAUGAAUGUCCUCAACAUGCUAUUAGAGGUUUACUGAAGGAGGCUCUCAGAUUAUUGAAACCCGGAGGAACCGUGUCGCUAACUGACAACUCGCCCAAAUCGAAGGUCCUUCAGAAUUUGCCACCUGCAAUAUUUACUCUAAUGAAGUCUACGGAGCCCUGGAUGGAUGAGUACUUCACUUUUGACUUGGAAGGUGAAAUGGAGAAGAUUGGGUUCAUGAAUGUCAAUUCAAUUAUGACAAAUCCACGACACCGUACUGUCACAGGCACUGCUCCUUAGGAAUGCCGGCAGAUGGCUUAGAAGAUUUUAGUAUAUGAAUUGUUAAAGGGCAUUUUGGAGAAUCCAUGGCCACUUUUUUACUAGAUCGAAGUUCCAAGCUCCAAGAGCAAGAUGAAUUAAGUUCUUUUUGAUAUCAGUUGUAACAUUUGCACUCAAAUUUUGAUAGCUAAUGGUAAUAGACAUAGUAAUCCGAUCUAAAGGUCCUUGAUUUGUUUUAAUAAUGACUGUAAAACUUACUUCGAUCAAAAGCUUGUUUCCAAUUGGAUUUA